AUGGCUACCCCUAGUGUCCUCGCUUUUGACGCUGAGGGUCGAGCCAUUGACUUUGAGGUCUGGGUCGACGACCUGCAGCUGUUCUUACAGUGCGAUAGGGCGGACGGUCUUUCUCUCUUUGACCUCACAUCUGGCGCCUCUCCUGCACCUGCUGCUGAUGCUGACCCCACUGUUCGCUCUCAGUGGGCCACCCGCGAUGCUGCUGCACGUCUUGCUGUGCGUCGCCACCUGCCUACCACUGAGCGCGCGCACUUUAGUCAGUACAAGAGUGCUCAGACCUUGUACAACGCUGUAGUUGCGCGCUACUCUUCCCCUGCCACUGCUGCACUGAGCCGCCUCAUGCUACCUGACACUCGCUACCGCGCCGCGCUGCCUGCUGAGUUCUGCGCCAAGAACCCCCCCCCCCCCAUGUACAUCACUCUCUAUUACAUAGUCACCCGCCUCCCUGACUCCCUCCGCGUAGUCAGGGACCACUUUCUCUCAGUCUGUCCCACCACUCUCACCGUUGACCUCCUAGAGAAGGCCCUCCUAGCAGCGGAGAAGAGCAUAGUCGCUGUAGGAGCCUCUCGUGGUGACCCUCGCACCCCCAUCUUUGAGGGGUGUUCCCCUUCCCCCCUGCUGCCCUCUGUCGCCUCUGCUGCUGCGGCCGACCUACUUGGUCUUGUGUCGGUCGGUGUGGCGUCUGCCCCUAGCGGGAGACGCCGCUCUGGCAAGGGCAAGGGGGGCAAGGGCGCGGGUGGAGCUAGCGGGGGUGGUGGAGGUGGCGGUGGAGGCGGCGGAGGGAGUGGGGGUGGCGGUGGGAGUGGUGCCGGGGGUGGAGGUGGCGGUGGCAGCGGCGGAGGCGGAGGCGGCGGUGGCGGUAGCGGUGGGAGCGGAGGCGGCGGUGGCGGCGGAGGUGGAGGCGGCGGUGGUGGAGGAGGUGGAGCUGGUCGAGGUGGUACUUCUCAGCGGAGCGGCUCCGGGAGUGGUCAGCGCCAGCAGCAGCAGAAGCAGCAGCGUUCUCGGGACAUCCCCCCUCCUCAGCAGCUCCGUGAGUGGUACACGCAGCGUCAGCGUGGUGGGGGUUUUGGCCCGUGCGCCUACGUCCUCCGCUCCGGUGACCGCACGGGUGAGCAGUGUGGGGGUGCUCACCCCACCCAGCGCUGCUUUGGCCGCCUGAUGGACGCUUGGCGUCAGCAGUUCCCGGAGGCUAGUGAGAUCCCCCGCUGGGGAGAGCUGUCUAGGGCAGGCGUAGCUAUCUUUGAUCUUGACUUUGAUGCAAUCGUUGCUGCCAUGUAUGCUGUGACUAUUAGUGAUGAGGGUGAUUGUUACCGGUGUUUCCCGCCCGACCCGGGCAUUGGUACUGCUGCUCUAGGUACUGGUGAGGCUGCUGCUCUAGGUGCCAGUGCGUCCACGCCCUCAGGUGCUGGUGAGUCUGCGCUCUCAGGUACCACGUCAACUUCGGCCUCCCUCUCCUUCACACUUGACUCGGGGGCUUCUCGCUCCUUCUUUCGAGACCGCACCACACUCACGCCGCUUGGUCGGCCAGUUGCAGUCUCCCUGGCAGACCCCUUUGGGGGUCCUGUCCUCUCUCACUUCUCCACUGUCCUCCCGUGUCCGGCUGCCCCCUUUGGCACCUUGUCUGGUCUUUACCUCCCCUCGUUCUCUACAAACUUGGUGAGUGGUGCUGACCUGCAGGAUACGGGGGUUCACCAGUUCACUCCUGCGAGUCAGCGGGUGACCCACUGCACGGACGCUCGGACAGGCCGACACCUGGCCACGUUUACACGUCGGCCGGGGUCGAGCCUGUACACACUGACUACUGAGUCUCCUCCAGUCACUGCGUCUGGUCAGGUAGCUGAGUCGGGUCAGGUGUUUGCUGCAGCGUCCAGGUCUUGUCCUGAGUCUGCCACCUGCUCGUGUCGCCUCCUGUCUCACGAGACUCUCCUCUGGCACCACCGUCUUGGUCACCCCUCCCUGCCUCGUCUCCGAGGCAUGGCUUCCCGUGUCCUUGUCUCUGGUCUUCCCCGGUCCCUCCCUCCCCUUCCUCCGGGGCCUGGUCCUUCCUGUGUCCCCUGCGGAGAGUUCUCCUCUGGCCUCCUGCAAGCCUACUGUCGUGCGCGAGGAAUCCGCCAGACCUUCAAGCUUCCGGACUCUCCGCAGCAAAAUGGGAUUGCUGAGCGCCGCAUUGGCAUGGUCAUGGACGUCGCUCGUACGUCUAUGAUGCAUGCGGCUGCCCCCCAUUUUCUGUGGCCGUUUGCGGUUCGGUACGCGGCGCAUCACAUCAACCUUCACCCCAGGGUCUCCAGACCGGAGACCUCCCCAGCCUUGCUGUGGACGGGGAAGGUCGGCGAUGCGUCUGCGUUCCGUGUCUGGGGAUCUCGGGCGUUUGUCCGCGACUUGUCUGCGGACAAGCUGUCCCCUCGUGCUGCUCCCUGUGUCUUCCUUGGCUUCCCCCCUGACGCCCCUGGGUGGCAGUUCUACCACCCCACCUCUCGUCGUGUUCUGUCCUCCCAGGACGUCACGUUCGACGAGUCAGUACCCUACUACCGCCUCUUCCCCUACCGCACUCCUUCCCUCCCCCCGCCACCGCACUUCAUUGUGCCAGGUAGAUGCAGUUGA
Messenger RNA from Closterium sp. NIES-65, 2601 nucleotides. Lineage: Eukaryota; Viridiplantae; Streptophyta; Zygnematophyceae; Desmidiales; Closteriaceae. The record is from the annotation of a GenBank genome assembly.